CCUCCUGCAAAACACGCGUCAACAUCACUCACUGAUGGCAGCUGCGAACAUCCGACGCAACAGUGGAGAACUGAUCAACAGCACGCAGAAUGCCAGUCCUGCACGCCGAGUGCGGCGGAGAUGCAGAAUGCAGAAGGUGCGACGUUUGGAUAACAUCUCGGGCUGCCGCCUGCGCUGCUACCAUCCGCACAGAGGCCCGUGUCGAUUGCAAUAGCCUCAGCAAGAAAGGAAAAUACGUGCCUACUGGUUGCAACAGCACAACAUUGACCCUCUGCUUCGGGCGGCGGCGGCGGCGGAGGGGGCCCAGCGGGGCCGCCUUCCGGGGCGCUGGGCCCCCCCCCACCGCGGGGCCGCCGCGGCUCUACGCGCCGCCGCGGGGCGGCUGGCGCUGGCUGUGCAUUAGCGGCUGGCUGCCCUCGUCUCCUGGCUCCCUUCGCGGGGCGCCCGGGCGAGGCCCUCCCCGGCGGGCCCGCGCGGCGCGCGCGCCCCCGCAGCGCCG
Prorocentrum cordatum is the source of this 499-nucleotide messenger RNA. The record is from the annotation of a GenBank genome assembly. NCBI's taxonomy places the organism in Eukaryota, Dinophyceae, Prorocentrales, Prorocentraceae.